Molecule: messenger RNA, 4601 nt
Organism: Drosophila rhopaloa
Lineage: Eukaryota; Metazoa; Arthropoda; Insecta; Diptera; Drosophilidae
Gene: Sra-1
Product: cytoplasmic FMR1-interacting protein
Exons: 9
Coding region: 128-4003 (1291 amino acids)
Biological process (GO): regulation of actin filament polymerization; regulation of translation; axon guidance
Cellular component (GO): SCAR complex; synapse; neuron projection
Molecular function (GO): RNA 7-methylguanosine cap binding; small GTPase binding
Source: RefSeq, a predicted model, not a curated record
CCCAUGGGAAUGGCAAUGAGUCGUGUUGUAUUUGUGGCGAAAAAAAUUUAUGUGUCGAUUGGAUUGGACCCCGCCUUGUUAAAUUUUACCUCAUUCGACCUGCUGGAGGCAUGAUAAGGAGCGCAGCAUGACGGAGAAGAUUACGCUAGCCGACGCGCUGUCCAAUGUGGAGGUGUUGGACGAGCUUUCGCUGCCGGACGAGCAGCCCUGCAUCGAGGCACAGCCCUGUUCGAUUAUCUACAAGGCAAACUUCGACACGAACUUCGAGGACCGCAAUGGAUUUGUUACAGGAAUUGCCAAGUACAUCGAGGAGGCCACCACCCACGCCAACUUGAAUGUGCUCCUGGACGAGGGGCAGAAACAUGCAGUCAUGCUCUACACCUGGCGUUGCUGUUCCCGCGCCAUUCCACAACCCAAGUCCAACGAGCAGCCCAAUCGCGUGGAGAUCUACGAGAAGACGGUGGAAGUCCUGGCCCCAGAGGUGAACAAGCUUCUGAACUUCAUGUACUUCCAGCGGAAGGCCAUCGAGGCCUUCUCCGGGGAGGUGAAACGCCUGUGUCACGCUGAGAAGCGUAAAGACUUCGUAUCCGAGGCUUACCUGCUAACGCUGGGCAAGUUCAUUAACAUGUUCGCCGUCCUGGACGAGCUGAAGAACAUGAAGUCCAGCGUUAAGAACGAUUACUCUACGUACAGGCGAGCGGCGCAGUUCCUCAAGGUGAUGUCCGACUCACACACUCUGCAGGAAUCCCAGAACCUCUCCAUGUUUCUGGCUACGCAGAACAAGAUCCGCGACACGGUCAAGGACACGCUGGAGAAGAUCGUCGGCUACGAGGAUUUGUUGUCGGAUGUGGUUAACAUUUGCGUACACAUGUUCGAGACAAAAAUGUACUUGACCCCCGAGGAGAAACAUAUGCUGGUAAAGGUAAUGGGCUUCGGCCUGUUUCUUAUGGACAGCGACGCGUGCAAUAUCAACAAGCUCGAUCAGAAGAAGAAGAUUCGUCUAGAUCGUAUUGACCGCAUCUUUAAGAACCUUGAGGUGGUGCCUCUGUUUGGCGACAUGCAAAUCGCCCCCUUCAACUACAUAAAGCGCAGCAAGCACUUUGAUUCCAGCAAGUGGCCGCUGUCCAGCUCAAACGCCAUUAGUCCCCAGGCGGAUUUGAUGGUGCACCUGCCGCAGAUUCGCGAGGAUCACGUCAAGUAUAUUUCGGAGUUGGCGCGAUACACAAACGAGGUGACCACCACCGUCAAGGAGAAUCCCUCUGAUGCUGAGAACCGGAUUACUGCCGAUUUGGCCCUGCGCGGCCUGCAACUGUUGUCGGAAUGGACCAGUGUGGUCACCGAGCUGUACUCCUGGAAGCUACUGCACCCAACAGACCACCACCAAAACAAGGAGUGUCCCGUUGAGGCCGAGGAGUACGAGCGGGCCACCCGUUAUAACUACACCUCCGAGGAAAAGUUCGCCCUCAUCGAAGUGAUUGCCAUGAUUAAGGGACUGCAAGUGCUGAUGGCGCGCAUCGAGACCGUGUUGUGCGAGGCCAUCCGACGUAACAUCUACUCCGAGCUGCAGGACUUUGUCCAGCUUUCGUUGCGUGAACCGCUGCGCAAGGCCGUGAAGAACAAGAAGGACUUGAUCCGCAGCAUCAUUAUGUCGGUGCGUGAGACUUCGGCGGACUGGCAGAAGGGCUACGAGCCCACCGACGAUCCAGUGGCCAAGGGGAAGAAGGAUCCCGACGGCGGAUUCCGUAUCCAGGUGCCGCGCCUCAAUGUGGGACCCUCCUCGACACAGUUGUACAUGGUACGCACCAUGUUGGAGUCCUUGAUUGCCGAUAAGAGCGGCGGCAAGCGCACACUACGCAAGGACAUCGACGGCAAUUGCCUGGUGCAGAUCGACACGUUUCACAAGACCUCGUUUUACUGGAGCUACCUGCUCAACUUCAGCGACACGCUCCAAAAGUGCUGCGAUCUCUCGCAGUUGUGGUAUCGCGAGUUCUACUUAGAAAUGACCAUGGGCCGAAAGGUUAACAAGUGUUUGGUGCGGCAUCAGCACAACGAGGAGUGCAAGGAUCUGAUCACCAUGGAGAAGCGCAUACAGUUCCCGAUUGAGAUGUCCAUGCCGUGGAUUCUUACUGAUCACAUUCUGCAAACGAAGGAGCCCUCAAUGAUGGAAUUUGUUUUGUACCCCCUGGAUCUGUACAACGAUUCGGCGUUCUACGCCCUCACCGUCUUCCGAAAGCAGUUCCUCUACGACGAGGUGGAGGCUGAAGUGAAUCUGUGCUUCGACCAGUUCGUUUACAAGCUGAGCGAGCAGAUAUUUGCCCACUACAAGCAGUUGGCGGGGAGUAUUUUUCUGGACAAGCGAUUCCGCCUGGAAUGCGAGGUGCUUGGUUUCAACUUCCAAUCAUAUCCGCGCAACAACCGAUAUGAGACUUUGUUAAAGCAACGACAUGUCCAACUAUUGGGCCGUUCAAUUGACCUAAACAAACUGAUCACACAACGCAUCAACGCUAAUAUGCACAAGAGCAUUGAAUUGGCCAUCAGCCGUUUCGAGGGCAACGACAUUACCGGCAUUGUGGAACUUGAAGGUCUACUGGAGGCGAAUCGAAUUUGCCACAAGUUACUGAGCAAAUAUUUGGCCCUGGACAACUUUGACGGCAUGGUGAAGGAGGCUAACCACAACGUCCUCGCGCCAUACGGCAGGAUCACAUUGCACGUCUUUGUGGAAUUAAACUACGACUUCCUGGUCAAUUACUGCUAUAACGCAGCCACAAAUCGUUUCAUUCGAACCAAAGUUAAUCUGUCGUCGUCACAAGCUAUACAGCGAGAGAAACCGCCACAAAUGUCGCAUUACUAUCUGUGGGGUUCCAAGCAGCUCAAUGCUGCUUAUUCCACCCAGUAUGGUCAGUACACCGGUUUUGUUGGAUCGCCGCAUUUUCAUGCCAUGUGCCGUCUGCUUGGCUAUCAGGGCAUCGCAGUCGUCAUGGACAUUAUAUUGAAGGACAUUGUGAAACCGCUGAUCCAGGGCUCACUGCUGCAGUUCACCAAAACGCUUAUGAUUGCCAUGCCCAAGUCCUGCAAACUUCCCCGUUGCGAGUACGGGUCUCCAGGAGUGCUAAGUUACUACCAGGCCCAUCUUACAGACAUCGUGCAAUAUCCGGACGCGAAGACAGAACUGUUUCAGUCGUUCCGGGAGUUUGGCAACAGCAUAAUCUUUUGCCUACUGAUUGAACAGGCGCUCUCUCAGGAGGAGGUGUGCGAUCUACUGCACGCUGCCCUCUUCCAAAACAUCUUUCCCAGGCCGUUUUGCAAAGAGAACGAGAAACCAGAGGCUAAGCAAAAGCGCCUUGAGGCUCAGUUUGCCAACCUGCAGAUAGUUUCAAACGUAGAAAAAAUCGGCACUGCAAAGCAAGCCAUGAUUGCACGCGAGGGAGAUUUGCUGACACGCGAACGCCUUUGCUGCGGGCUCAGCAUCUUCGAGGUUAUUCUUAACCGGGUAAAGAGCUAUUUGGACGAUCCGGUGUGGUGUGGUCCCCCACCAGCCAACGGAAUUAUCCAUGUGGACGAGUGCUCGGAGUUCCAUCGCCUGUGGUCGGCUCUGCAGUUCGUCUAUUGCAUUCCAGUGAGGGGAACGGAGUACACCAUUGAGGAACUCUUUGGGGAGGGUCUCAACUGGGCGGGUUGCGUCAUGAUCGUAUUGCUUGGCCAGCAGCGACGCUUCGAAGCUCUGGACUUUUGCUACCACAUUCUGCGUGUACAACGCGUUGAUGGCAAGGAUGAGGACGUCAAGGGCAUUCAACUAAAGCGAAUGGUGGAUCGGAUUCGUCGGUUCCAGGUAUUAAACUCACAAAUCUUCUCCAUUCUCAACAAGUAUCUGAAGGGCGGCGACGGCGAGGGCUCAAAUGUAGAGCAUGUACGGUGCUUUCCACCGCCGCAGCAUCCCUCGGUCAUAUCGUCAUCGUCGCACUACCAGGAUCCCCAGAAGCUGCGUCAGAGCAUGAACAAUUGAAAGCUCCCUUGCAAAGGAUGCAUUUAAGCUAACCGCAUACAAAUAGGUUAUUUUUAAUCGCAGUUAAAAUUAGUCCCCUAGGUGGAAAGUGUGGCAAUGUAGGAGCCGAAAAGCCAAGUUAUUGGAUAUGCUGCCCACAUCAUGGCCAUUUGUUUAGGCAAAGGGGUAGUCUUGGUUUUAUUUGAAUUCGAUUUUAUUGGAAAUCUCUUUUGGUAUGUCGCAUUCAAUGAUAACAGUACGUUAAAUGUAUUAUCCAAGCAAUUAUACAUAUAUGUAAUAUUGAUUCCCUAGCUACGGCAUUCGAUUCAACUACUCGUAAAUUAUCCCAAAUACUCUACUCUAAGCUCCCUAAGAUAUUAUGUUUGGCCUCCUAUAUUUCUUUGCUACAAAUAGAAACAUUCUUGUUUUGCUCCCCGAUUUGAGAAUCAAAUUAGCCAAAGAAUUGAUGACAGCACGGCGAAAUAAAAACGAAUUGGCUUUAAACACAAUCAAAGUAUUACAAAAUAGAUGCCGCACAGUGACAGCCAACAUUGAGACACAUACAAUUAAUACAAUGAACAUUAUCGAAUAAAAUUUUCAUACGUAUUUCUAACAAACC